UCCAUUAAAGAUACAAAAAUAGUAAAUUCAUAUCUCAAUCUUAACCACGCAAUCAUCCUUAUGCUACGGUCUACGUUCGCCUUCUAGAACCUUCUCUUCCUUUGAAAGUAUAUCCCCCAUUUUGGCUUUAUACAUUUUCAUUUUCAUUUUCAUUUGGCUUGUGGUCUGCUCGUGCCGCUUAGGGUUUAAAGUUUCGCUUUUCAUAUCUGCUGCUUCAGGUUCCUCUUUCAUCUAUCGACUUUUUAUUGUUCUAGUUUAUGUAGCACGAUUCGGAUUUCAAAAUUCAAAUCAUUGAAGUUUGAUUGUGAAUUUGGGCAUUCAAUCCGAAAGAUGCCAACAUAAAUUGGCAUAACAAUUGCUAUGGGUAAGUCCUAUCCCACUGUGAGCGCUGAGUACCUCAAGGCUGUUGACAAAUGUAAAAGGAAACUCAGAGCUCUAAUUGCCGAGAAGAAUUGUGCUCCUAUUAUGCUCCGUCUCGCGUGGCACUCUGCUGGUACCUAUGAUGUGUGCUCCAAAACUGGAGGUCCUUUUGGUACCAUGAGGUUCAGAGCUGAGCAAGCACAUGGUGCAAACAAUGGUAUUGACAUUGCUAUCAGACUCUUGGAGCCCAUUAGGGAGCAGUUUCCCACACUCUCCUAUGCUGAUUUCCAUCAAUUAGCUGGUGUUGUUGCUGUUGAAGUUACUGGAGGACCUGAUGUUCCCUUUCACCCUGGCAGAGAGGACAAGCCAGAACCACCUGUUGAAGGUCGCUUGCCUGAUGCCACCAAGGGCUCUAACCACUUAAGGGACGUGUUUGUGAAACAAAUGGGUCUUUCUGACAAGGAUAUUGUUGCACUCUCUGGUGCCCAUACCUUGGGAAGGUGCCACAAGGAGCGUUCUGGUUUUGAGGGAGCUUGGACCACCAAUCCCCUCAUAUUUGACAACUCAUACUUUAAGGAACUUCUGAGUGGGGAAAAAGAAGGGCUUUUACAGUUGCCAUCAGACAAGGCUCUCCUCUCCGACCCUGCUUUCCGCCCCCUUGUUGAGAAAUAUGCUGCGGAUGAAGAUGCCUUCUUUGCUGACUAUGCUGAGGCUCACUUGAAGCUCUCUGAAUUGGGAUUCGCUGAAGCUUAAGAUGGUGAUUGGAAGCGUUGGGACUGGCGGCCUAUAUAUGUUUUUAUGUUUCACUUCUGAAAACCUCACUGGAGUUGUUGGAUGUUGACUUCUUUUGCUGCUCUUUAUGUCAUGAUUUAAAUUUGGCAGCUUUAUUAGACUAUGAUAGUCACUCUUCCAACUUAUUAAUAAUAAGUUUCUGUUUCAUUUGUAGUUUA
Capsicum annuum is the source of this 1310-nucleotide messenger RNA. RefSeq names its product L-ascorbate peroxidase 1, cytosolic. The record is from RefSeq and is a predicted model, not a curated record. Lineage: Eukaryota; Viridiplantae; Streptophyta; Magnoliopsida; Solanales; Solanaceae. The transcript has 10 exons. Gene Ontology annotation, biological process: hydrogen peroxide catabolic process; cellular response to oxidative stress; response to reactive oxygen species. Gene Ontology annotation, molecular function: peroxidase activity; heme binding. Bases 361 to 1113 code for a protein of 250 amino acids.